UAAGAGGAAAUUCACCUUCCUCGAGCUGACUGCAGGUUGGAAGGCGCCCCCCGCCGGGACUCUGGGUUCUGGAAAAGAGGGGAACCCCGCGUGGUCCGCCUGCGGACUCGUCCCAGCCCCUUCACCUUGAGCGGGCAGGUCUCCUAAGGAGUCGGCGUCAGGGGCCCGGUUUGCCCUUGUCGCCCUGUGUCUGUGUCCCGGACCGAUGAAGCCACCCGCUGACUCGCCACGAAUGACAGGCUCGAAUGACAGGACGGACCGCGACCAUUUUGCUGACCCCCGUUGUAUCUUGAAUGUGGCUGACAGUCGAGAGAGGGAGCGGCUGCGUCUGGAGUCUUUAGUCCUGGGCUCAUGAAAGGGGCCCAUCCUGAGAAUCUUCAGAACUGAAAGCCAAUUGGAUUUUGCUCUUGGACCCAUCUGCUCUGUACUGGAAUGAUAAUGACUGAAUCUGGGGCAGAAGCAGACCUGAGCCCUGCGGCCAAGAUUUCCUCCGAGCAGGAGGACCUUCUCAUCGUGAAGGUGGAGGAGGAGGACUGCACGUGGAUGCAGGAGUACCCCCCGCCAGCCCUUGAGAUGUUUUACCAGCGCUUCAAGGACUUCCAGUACCAUGAGGCGCCAGGGCCCCGUGAGGCACUGAGCCAGCUGCGUGUGCUCUGCUGUGAAUGGCUGCGGCCUGAGAUCCACACCAAGGAGCAGAUCCUGGAGCUGCUGGUACUUGAGCAGUUCCUGAGCAUUCUGCCUAGAGAGUUUCAGGCCUGGGUAAGAGACCAUCACCCAGAAAGUGGGGAAGAGGCUGUGGCCGUGAUGGAAAGUCUCCAGAGAGAAAUGGAAAAUCGCGGGCCGCAGGUCGUGGCGUGUCCUGAAGCUCUUCCCGAGAGCCUGGUGCCCACUGGAGCUGGGCAGGAGCCCUUUGGUCACCGGCUCCUGCCCGGGGACCCCCAGCCUGAACCUGAGUCACAGAAGCCUCAUCUUCUGGAGGAAAAUGCCCUUCCUGCUCUUCGCAGCCCACCUGUCCCCCCAACGGACCACCCUGAGCUGACAGCCUCUCUCCUCUCCAUGGGGCCACAGAAGUUGGUGAAGAUCGAAGAUGUGGCUGAUGUAGCUGUGUCCUUCAUCCUGGAGGAGUGGGGCCAUUUGGACCAGUCCCAGAAGGCCCUCCCUAAGGGUGACAGGAAGGAGAAUUAUGGGGGUGUGACUCCCCUGGACUGUCGGUCCACCAGCGAUGACCCUGGGAAGCCGGUUUUGGAGCACUCGGACUCCUCUUGGCUGACCUCCAGAAGCCCGGAACGAAAUGGGCCCCAGAGCCAGGAGCUGGGAGAAGUUAUUGGCCUGCAUGGUCUGGUAGAUGCGUGGCAGGGCCACUCGCCUGUAGGGAAGUUGAGGCAGGACUCACCCCAGAAGAGAGACCUUGGGGCCGCCCAGGAUGUGACCCGAAAGCACCCCCCAAAUGGUGAGCGAGGCCACAGGUGCAGUGACUGUGGCAAGUUCUUCCUGCAAGCCUCCAACUUCAUCCAGCACCGGAGGAUCCACACGGGCGAGAAGCCCUUCCAGUGCACCGAGUGUGGCAAGAGCUACAACCAGCGCGUGCACCUGACGCAGCACCAGCGCGUGCACACGGGCGAGAAGCCCUACGCGUGCCAGGUGUGCGGGAAGGCCUUCCGCGUCAGCUCCCACCUGGUGCAGCACCACAGCGUGCACAGCGGCGAGCGGCCCCACGGCUGCAGCCAGUGCGGGAAGCGCUUCGGCCGCCACUCACACCUCAUCGAGCAUCUCAAGCGCCACUUCCGAGAGAAGUCCCAGAAGUGCAAUGACCAAAGAAGUAAGAACCCAAAGUUGACUAUGAAGAAGAAACUUCCCGAAGCAGACACUGAACUGUCAGAAAGAAUCCAGAGAAAUGUUUCUCCAGGCCAGGAGCUUGGAGAAGGUCCUAACCACCAAGGUAAGCUGGACUGCAAGCAGGGGACGCCCACGGAGGAGAGUUUGGCACAGCCCCCUUCCAAGAGGGUCAGCUUCCGAGAGGUCGCCUAUGCCCACAAAAAGUCCUCAGCAGGCGAGAGACCGCACAAGUGUAGUGAGUGCGGGAAGAGCUUUAUCCAGAGCGCACAUCUGGUGCAGCACCAGCGCAUCCACACAGGUGAGAAGCCUUUCCGGUGUGAGCAGUGCGGCAAGAGCUACAACCAGCGGGUGCACCUUACCCAGCACCAGCGCGUGCACACGGGCGAGAAGCCCUACUCGUGCCCCGUAUGCGGGAAGGCCUUCAGGGUGAGGUCGCACCUGGUGCAGCACCAGAGUGUGCACAGCGGCGAUCGGCCCUUCAAGUGCAGCGAGUGUGGCAAGGGCUUCGGGCGACGCUCGCACCUGGCUGGGCAUCUCCGGCUGCACUCGAGGGAGAAGGCCCACCAGUGCCCCCAGUGUGGCGAGAUCUUCUUCCAGUAUGUCAGCCUGCUGGAGCACCAGGUGCUGCACACGGGCCCAGAGCGGCACAGCCUGGGGGACAGAGCCUAUGGCUGGAACCUUACAGUAGUGGAGGACAAGAAGGUGGAGCUUCCGCUGCAGCCAUCCACGGCUGACGAUCCCAAACUCCUCCCGCACUACCAGCCUCACAGCCCCAAGACAGCCUCUUCUGGUGAUCUCUGUGCUGAGGGCGUGGGCGAGUGUGCCCACAUGAAACUAUCCCCCAAAACCUAUUCCAGUGACAAAUCCCACAACUGUAAUGAAUGUAGCCGGGACUUCGCCUUGAAGUCACACCUUCAUCAACACCAGCAAGUCCACACUGGGGAGAAGCCGUUUCAAUGCAAGGAGUGCGGCCUGAGCUUCAGUUGGAGCUGUAGCCUCUUCAGACACCUGCGCAGCCAUGAGCGGACAGAGCCCUUCAAUCCCUGAGAGCAGUCUUCCCACAGGUACCCCUGCUCUGGCCUGGCUGGGUGCUGGCCCAUGGUGACAUGAAAAUCCUUUUGUUGGGUUCAGCCUUUAGGAACAACACUGCUGUCAUCUAGCCACUGUCCUGUUAAGAAGCACGUUGCCAGUCUCUCUGCGCUUAGUAUACUGAGAGCAGUGGAUGUGAAGAUGUGGCUGUGGAUGUAGGAUGUGGUGGGGAGAAUUGGAGGGUUUGUGGCUGGUGGGCACCUCAGAACGUUGAUGUGGGGCAGGACUUACAAACACAGUAGGAAUCAGCUUGUUUUGUAGUUUCUGCCUUGUGAGGUGGAUGGCUCAUGUGUUCAGGGAGGAGCAUCGGAGGAGAACGAGCUCUUCAGUCUGAGAGCUGUUUGGUACCUGAGUAACAAGCACUUUCUAGAAUCAACUGUCCCAGCCUCUAGAAUGCUCUGGUCUUGGUGCCCAUCUUGAGUAUUAAAUCCUUUGAAAAGAA
Suncus etruscus (white-toothed pygmy shrew) is the source of this 3367-nucleotide messenger RNA. RefSeq names its product zinc finger with KRAB and SCAN domains 5 (gene ZKSCAN5). Lineage: Eukaryota; Metazoa; Chordata; Mammalia; Eulipotyphla; Soricidae. The transcript is spliced from 7 exons. Gene Ontology annotation, biological process: regulation of transcription by RNA polymerase II. Bases 433 to 2883 code for a protein of 816 amino acids. The record is from RefSeq and is a predicted model, not a curated record. Gene Ontology annotation, molecular function: DNA-binding transcription factor activity, RNA polymerase II-specific; RNA polymerase II cis-regulatory region sequence-specific DNA binding.